This is a messenger RNA of Thlaspi arvense, 2567 nucleotides long. The record is from the annotation of a GenBank genome assembly. NCBI's taxonomy places the organism in Eukaryota, Viridiplantae, Streptophyta, Magnoliopsida, Brassicales, Brassicaceae.
AUUAUAAGAGAGACAUGGGACGAGUGAAAUUGGAGAUAAAGCGGAUAGAUAACACAACAAAUCGACAAGUUACGUUCUCAAAACGACGAAAUGGCAAUUUUCCACCGACCUCCAUCUCCACCGGCGCCGGUCCCUGGCCACCGUCGUCGGCAACCCCAAUGGCUAAGAAAAAGAAACCUCCCAUUCUCGGCUCCCCCCUUAGUCCAAAUCACCUCCCAAAAUCUCGCCCACCCCCUUUUUCAACCCUCCCCUCUCCCAUCCAAAAACCCGACCUCACAAAUGAGUCCCUGAAAUUGGACCAACCAGCGACUUCUAUGGCCACUGAAAAGUGCCCAAAUCCCACUGACGCUAUCCGCCUGGAUUCGCCAGCCGCCUCUAGCACCAGCGACACGGUCGUCCUCGACUCCGUAGAGAUCCGCUCUCCAGCUUCACAGGCCCCCGCCGACGAACCUGAGAAAUCCAGCAAGCCCUCCUGGGCGGAAGUCGUGAGCCCCUCAAACAAGAAGAUGGCGGAAGGCAAAAAGAUCAUGACUCGGGAAUCCCCUGCAACCACGCGGAAACCCAAAGGGCUCUCCUCUAGCAGAAAACCCCCUUUGAAAGCGCUUAAGAGUAUCAUCAAAACCAUCAACCGUGAGCAGUAUUCAAAUCUACAGCUGAGAGUUCUGGAAGCGCUUGACAAACUCACCAUCUGCCAGCGCAACCUCCUCUCCUCCCCAACGCCCGCUAUAGCUGCUCUAGAAAAAGAGGCUCACAAAGACUGGAUGGACCUUGCCGUUGCGGAGGAGCUCUUUCUGCACCAACGCUCACGAGUAACUUGGGUUGAGUGUGGCGACAGGAACACAGCAUUUUUCCACCGUUACAUGGCAGUUAGGCGAUCAGCUAAUCAGAUCCACUACAUCCUCGACAGCUCGGGUGUUAAGCACGAAACAAUUCAGGAGAUCCAACGUUGCUGUGUGGACUUCUACAGCAAUCUUCUAGGCGAAUAUCAGGCCCCCCUCACGGACCUGAUCCGGAAGGUUAUAGACACCCUCACUACAAUUGAGCUCCCAAAUCCCGAGAGAGGGGAGGAUCUCUACCUCUGGAAAACAGGUAACACACAUAGGGAUUUCUUCUCCACGGCUCAUACUUGGGAGGAAAUCAGACCGGUGUCUCCGCCCGUUCCUUGGCACAAAGCGGUGUGGUUCAAAGGCUACAUUCCUAAACAUGCCUUCACCUUUUGGGUGGCGCAGCUGGACAGACUACCUGUCAGAACAAGGCUAGUCAAAUGGGGCCAAAUCAACAACGCUUCUUGCUGUCUCUGCAACUUACACGACGAGACCAGGGAUCAUCUCCUCCUCCACUGUGAGAUCUCUAUUCAGGUUUGGAAAUUAGUUUUCCGACGGCUAGGGGAGCCAACUGUCCUGCUUUUGAAUUGGUCGGGACUAGUCUCUUGGAUGUUGGACCCUUCUCCUCAGAUGCCUCUCAUCCUCAAGCUGCUUGCGGCCCACGCCACCAUCUUCUCUAUCUGGAAGGAGAGAAAUUCGCGGCUACAUGAGAGUACUUCUCAUACGGUGGACCAUAUCAAUACGGGAUUCAAUCUUGGCGCGAAACAGAACCAGGAACUCGGAUCUCCUAUCCUCCUGGUUCGCUUUCGAAUGAAGACUCAGCUCUCUCUAUUAUUUCUGCUCCUCGCUAGCGGCUAUUAUAAAGCUUAUGAAUUGUCCAUUCUUUGUGACAUUGACAUUGCUCUCCUCAUGUUCUCUCCCUCUGAUCGUCUUAGCCUAUUUUCCGGCAAAACAAGGAUCGAAGACGUUUUCACAAGAUUCAUCAAUCUUCCUGACCAAGAACGAGAGAAUGCCCUAUCUUCGUUUGCCCUAUCAUUCUCCGAUCAGAGCCGAUGCUCAGAUUUUCAGAGCAAAGAGUAUCUACUGCGGACUUUGCAGCAACUCAAGACAGAAAAUGAUAUUGCUCUUCAACUCACCAACCCUGCUGCUAUGAACUCCGACGUUGAGGAAUUUGAGCAAGAAGUGUAUAAGUUACAACAACAGCAGCAUAUGGCAGAGGAAGAACUAAGGUUUACAACAAUGGAAGAGUACGAAACUUGUGAGAAGCAGCUCAUGGACAUCUUAGUACGUGUUAAUGAACGACGGGAACAUAUUUUAAGUGACCAGUUAUCUUCAUAUGAAGCAUCUACUAUACAACACCAAAAUAUAGGUGGGCUUUUUGUAAACGACAUCAUUGGAGGCUGGCUGGCUGAAAAUGAGCUUAAUCAAGCCCAUCUAUUUGACGCAUCGGCCCAUUCAACAAUGUAUGAAACGUUGUUGCAAGGAAGUAGUUCAAGCUUGAACCAAAACAACAACAUCAUGAGUGAAUGCCACUUGUCAAAUCCUAAUGGUGUGUUCCAACAAUGGGCCCAAGCCUAUACUUCUAAUACGGGCCUCAAUCCAUCAGCCUUAUUUCCUCACAUGCAGCAGCAUCAGUAUGGAGUGGUGGGUUUCAAUCCCAAAAUAAAGAAAGAUGAAAUACCGCUUAUAAAGAGGGAAGCAAAAAUAGACCACGAGGUCUCCGACUAUGAUAUUCGAAUGUUU